Messenger RNA from Danio aesculapii, 720 nucleotides. RefSeq names its product gap junction epsilon-1 protein. The record is from RefSeq and is a predicted model, not a curated record. The coding region runs from base 1 to 618 and encodes 205 amino acids. Gene Ontology annotation, biological process: cell communication. Gene Ontology annotation, cellular component: connexin complex. The transcript is spliced from 3 exons. NCBI's taxonomy places the organism in Eukaryota, Metazoa, Chordata, Actinopteri, Cypriniformes, Danionidae.
AUGUCCUUAAACUACAUCAAGAACUUCUAUGAGGGAUGUCUCCGGCCUCCGACUGUGAUUGGCCAGUUCCACACGCUGUUCUUCGGCUCAGUGCGCAUGUUCUUCCUGGGAGUUCUGGGAUUUGCAGUUUACGGGAAUGAAGCGCUUCACUUCAGCUGUGAUCCGGACAGGAGGGAGGUCAACUUAUUCUGCUACAACCAGUUCAGACCCGUCACACCGCAGGUGUUUUGGGCGCUGCAGCUCGUGACAGUCCUCGUUCCCGGUGCAGCAUUUCACCUUUACGCAGCAUAUAAAAACAUAGAGCAGGAGAAGAUUCUGGAGCGACGCUCAUUUACCGUGUUUUACAUCAUCUCUGUACUCCUGCGGAUCCUGCUGGAGGUUGCAGCUUUCUGGCUCCAGAGUCGUCUGUUUGGCUUCCUGGUUCACCCGCUGUAUUUCUGCGACUACAGACCUCUGGACAGCAGGCUCAACUUCACCAAAUGUAUGGUUCCCGAACACUUCGAGAAAACCAUCUUCCUCAGCGCCAUGUACAUCUUCACCAUCAUCACCAUGAUAUUGUGUGUGGCGGAAAUUUUGGAGAUCCUCUGCAGAAGGCUGGGGUAUUUAACACAUCAGUGAUGACGACCAAAUUCACAGUAACACAGAUUGACGGGGGCUCGUCCGGGAUAUUAACGCAGUUUCAUUCAUUCAUUUUCCUUCAGCUUUGUAUGGAACAAAAUC